Molecule: messenger RNA, 3219 nt
Organism: Pantherophis guttatus
Lineage: Eukaryota; Metazoa; Chordata; Lepidosauria; Squamata; Colubridae
Gene: TDG
Product: thymine DNA glycosylase
Biological process (GO): base-excision repair, AP site formation
Cellular component (GO): nucleus
Molecular function (GO): uracil DNA N-glycosylase activity; pyrimidine-specific mismatch base pair DNA N-glycosylase activity
Source: RefSeq, a predicted model, not a curated record
AGGGGCUGUGCGGGGAGGGGGGCUCGGCUGGGUUCGGCGCUUCUUUCCCGGCCUUCCCCCCGACAGAGGCUCGUUGGCCGGCAGAGCGGACGGCGGGGUGGUGGUUAUGAUACACCAAAGCUCGGAGAUGGAAACCGAGGAGCCCGGGACCAGAUACUACACUCCUCUUCAACCAGCCUUUUAUCCCUUUUCCUACAACCAAACGAUGGCUGCAGCUCCUAAUCUGGAGUUGAUGAAUGAGCAUGAAGAUCUUCAGGAAGACUUGGAACCAAACAUUGCUCAGGAACCUAUUCAAGCAACUGCUAAAGGAAGGAAAAGAAGAAAUAAAUCUACUGAACCCAAAAAAUCUGCUGCUAAGCCUAAGCCUAAACCUAAGCCUAAACCUAAACCUGUAAAAUCCAAAGGGAAACAGGAAAAAAUCACAGAUAGUUUCAAAGUCAAAAGAAAAGUUGAUCGCUUUAAUGGUGUUUCAGAAGCUGAAUUGUUGACCAAAACUCUUCCCGAUAUAUUGACCUUCAAUUUGGACAUUGUAAUUAUUGGUAUAAACCCAGGUUUAAUGGCAGCCUACAAAGGCCAUCAUUAUCCAGGACCUGGAAACCAUUUUUGGAAAUGUCUUUUUAUGUCUGGGCUAAGCAACGAACAAUUGAAUCAUAUGGAUGAUCAUACUUUGCCACAUAAAUAUGGUAUUGGAUUUACAAAUAUGGUGGAAAGGACAACACCGGGUAGCAAAGACCUUUCCAGCAAAGAAUUUCGGGAAGGAGGACGUAUUCUAGUGCAGAAAUUGCAGAAGUAUCAACCCAAAAUAGCUGUUUUUAAUGGAAAAUGUAUUUAUGACAUUUUUAGUAAAGAAGUUUUUGGAGUGAAAGUUAAAAAAUUAGAAUUUGGACUACAGCCACAUAAGGUUCCAGAUACAGAAACACUUUGUUAUGUCAUGCCAUCAUCCAGUGCAAGAUGUGCUCAGUUUCCUCGUGCACAGGAUAAAGUUCAUUAUUACAUAAAGCUAAAAGAUUUAAGGGAUCAAUUGAAGGGGGUUGCAUCAUCUGCUGAAGUCCAGGAAGUACAGUAUACAUUUGAUUUGCAGCUUGCACAAGAGGAAGCUAAGAAGAUGGCUGUUAAAGAAGAAAAAUAUGAUCCAGGAUAUGAAGCAGCCUAUGGAGGAGCUUAUGGUGAGAGAACAACCUCUGAGAAUGAACAGUGUAUCUUCCCCACAAAUGGAACAGCAACCAACAUGGAGUACAGCAGUGGUUCUUCCGCUGGUGAAGUGCCUAAUGGACAGUGGAUGAUGCAAACUUUCACAGAUCAGAUUCCUGCAUUUAGCCUCUCAAGAGCACAAGAAGAAGGAAGAGUCAGUACUUAGAAUCAACUCUAUAUUCUACGGUCAUUUUUUUAAUGCAGUGGUCAAGAAUGGUACCUCAGUUCCACAACUGAAGCAUUUGAAUAGCAUUGUACCUCUUAGUUUUUCUUAGGGUGAGUCAUUCUUGGUAGAUGAAUUAGAUUAAUUUUAAAAAGUGUCCUUUGUUAGAGAAAAUCCCCAUUCUUUCUUUUUUUGGUACAAAGUUUCAUAGCUAAAAUUAUUCCAUUUUUGCAGUUUUAGCCAAGUGAUUUCUCGUUUGUGAUGUCCAAUGUCUUGUUUUAAAUCCAUAUUUUGUAAGAUAUUCUGUGAAGUUAUAUUUUUAAGAUAUCCUUUCCUGGGUGUUGGGAUAUACCCUAUGUGUGCUCAUUUAUAUGAAUUAAAGGGCGGAAAUGUUGAUUUAAAAUUAUCAAACAGUAACAAUACAAGAUAGUAGAAAUGCAAGCCUAUCCAUUAAGAGAAGUAACUCAGACAGAACACCAGGUCCUCUCUUUCCCCAAAAAGGACUAGAUUCCUAAUUCUCUCUGGGUCUUGUCGCUGGUAAUCAAAUGUGAAAACUGCCUUUUAAAAAAUGUGGGAUUUGAGCCACAUUUACCUUUAAAUUCAAAAAUAUUUUUCAGGGACCCAAGUCUGUAUUUUUUAUUUCUGUUUCAGUUGGCAUUGCUGGUAUCAACAAAUGGUUCGCUUUGAGUAAAACAAUACUUUUCUAUGCAGUUGAUAUAACUACUUUUGUAUUUAUCGCUCUAAGUUAGGCUUGGAGAAGGAAAGAUAGAUGUGAGAACAGGAGUUGCACUAUUUUUUCUGUGACACUCCACUGCUUGUGGAGGAUAUGCACUCUGUUAGAAUAUUCUGCCUGCUGUGCUAAAUUUGCAAUGCAACAGAUUGUGACCAUUGUCUUUUUAAAAACAUAGUUCCUACGGAGAAUGUUUGUGCUAUCUAUGCCUUCUUUUCUCCUCCAGCCUGCUUUCUCCUUGAGGGGUAGAGAUAAAAGCAAUAAAAGAAGUAAACAGAGUUUUUCAGAAUCUAUUGAUUAGGUGCUUUAGAUACUUGAAUUAUGUACCAGAACUCUAUUUCAGUGUGUAUAUAAUUUAGAUUAUCUAACUACUUCACAAAUAGCUGGAAAUGUUUAAAAUGUUUUAUUGGCGUUAGGAAGUAGGGUUGUAUGGAUCAAUUUAAAGUCAAACCAUAGCUUGCUAGUCACUUUGGAAGUUUUCCAGAGUGUUUUGAUUUCUUGCUCAUUAAAAGAUGAGCAUAUUUAUGACCUGCCACAAAAUAAUGUACAUUAAUCCUCCAAGCCAAUUCUUUUUAAUAUUAAGAUGUGUAUCUAGUUCUGAUCAUGUUGGUUAGUCUCUGUGGAAACUCCAUGUCAAUAAUCUAGUAAAUUCAUUUGUAGCACAAUCUUAAUGCAUGUUUAUUCAAAUUGAGCUCCACGAUAUUCAACAAGGUUUACUUCCUAGUAAGUGUGCUUAAGCUUGCACACUUAUGUGUCACUGUUUACAUGGAUACUUUUUUGCAAGUGCUUGAAGUGCCUUGCAUCAGGGAUCUGGAACACUUUUUUAAACAGAGAAUUAUCUUGCUGCAGAUCAUGCAUAGCUCACUAUUAUGAUGUGAAAAGGGGAUGACUUGUUUUGAAAGAAACAUCCAGGUUAAUGAGAUAUGAAUGCACAUCAGUUCUAGAAUAUGGUGCUUUAAAAUGUAUUUAAUAUGUCUGAUCUGCCUUUUUUUUUUUUUUUUGCAAAAAAAACAAAUUCUUAUAAUAUUUUCUGGUGCUUUAUUGUAACAUUGUUUAAAAGUCAAUGAUUAAUUGUAUUGGUGUUGUUACAACAAAGCAAUUUUAAAUUAUUUGAAAUAAAAUAAUGGAUGCUUAA